GAGUUAAUUUCAUCUAUGUCUCUUUUUGUUUCUUGCAGUAACUCGUUAAUUAUUCAAACAGAGAAUACUGAAACAGACGAAAAAGAGAAUGCAGACAAAAAUACCAAAGGUUCUGCCAAGAAUCUUGGCCGUACAUCUUCUCAGUUGCUUGGAAUUGAGGGCCAUCAUGUCGAAGCAGUGACUGGUGCUUUCCUGGCCCGAAUCCAAGAAGAAAAUUCUCUUGACCAACAGUUUGGUUCUAAAAGUUGCAUAAGUCUUCCAGAGGAGUUGAUAUAUGGUUCCAGGGACUUCGAUACGCAGAGCGCCAAACUGAGUCCGUCGCGAUCAUCCCACUCAAUUGUUCCGUCCAGAAAUGUCAGUCAUACAAAUCUGCAAAUUCUAAAGAACGAAUCAUUUUCAUUGCUACCCAGUGAUAUCCAUUCAAAACUUGAAACGGGGUCAUUCACCCUCGAAAUCAAAGACAUAUCCCGACCAAAUCGUCCCCAGAUCGUUGUCAAUCCUCCAGAACCAAAGGUGACAGAUAAAUUAAUGACUGAAAAUAAUAACUGCAAUGAAGAACCUCCUACAAAACACACAAAUUCACUCUGUCAUAAACUGAAACAAAGCACUUUGCUAACUCUUCUCAGCAUGGCAGAUGUCCGCAUGUCUGUCGCACUGUACACCAUUUUCUCCUUUGGAGUUAUUGGAUUCGAAGAUACGUUCACAAUAUGGGCAUCAACGGAACCACGGUUAGAUGGCCUUGGGUUCAACACUGACCAGCUUGGCGUCAUCACUGGAAUUGUAGCCGUCCCCAUAAUGUUUCUACAAGUCUUCAUCUUUGCUCCUAUGGCUCGCAGAUACGGAAUCCUUAAGACAUUUAUGGCCAAUGUAACGAUUCUCCUCAUCACAGUCACAUUAUGUCCCAUUACUCAUCUUCUCUACAAUAAACCCGUCCAACUCUGGGUUUCGUUACUGAUAUUGUUAAUCCCCCAACGUAUCUGCACCAGUUGCUGUUUCUCUGCUACUUCAUUGCUCAUCAACAAUUCUGUUACCCCUGAUAUUGCUGGGUCAGUGAAUGGGAUUGCCAUGACCUCUACUGCCCUUGCCAGAGCAUUUGCACCAACAUUUGGAGGGAGCCUGUUUGCAUGGUCUAUCAGCUCAUAUGUGGAAAACAUAGGACCACCUUUUGAUGUCAACUUGGCGUUCUUUGUCUUUGGUUUUGUCUUCUGGAGUUGCGCAGUCCUCGGCCUUUUACUACCCCGUUCUCUUGACAAACAGAAGAAAUGCCAUAACAAGCCAUCACCUGCAAGACAAGGCUAAAAUAUA
Octopus sinensis (East Asian common octopus) is the source of this 1305-nucleotide messenger RNA. RefSeq lists its product as uncharacterized. Bases 16 to 1299 code for a protein of 427 amino acids. The record is from RefSeq and is a predicted model, not a curated record. Gene Ontology annotation, biological process: transmembrane transport. The transcript is spliced from 6 exons. Lineage: Eukaryota; Metazoa; Mollusca; Cephalopoda; Octopoda; Octopodidae. Gene Ontology annotation, molecular function: transmembrane transporter activity.